AUGCGAUUCUACAAGCUCUACCCGUUGCCCAUGGAAGAGAGUAGGAGGAGGAAGAAGAAGAAAAAAAAGUUGUUAAACUAUCUUGUUUCAGUCAAGACCCCAGCAGUGGAAAUCCACAGAGCAAUCGACGCCAAGAUCCCAGCCGUGUUCAAAUUGACAUUCUGGGGGGUGAUGUUCGCCGUCGUGCUCUUCUUUGUGUCGGCGGUCGCCAGGACGUGCCGCAAAAACAAGGGCAAGCAUAUGAUGAUCGAGAGCUUCCUGGAGGAGAUGGCCACCGAGAACGCCACCCGGUUCACGCCGCAGGAGCUGGAAGAGUUCACACGCAACUACUCGUCCCGCCUCGGCGCCGGUGGGUUCGGCACGGUGUACAGGGGCGCGCUCCCCAACGGCCUCGCCGUGGCCGCCGUCGGCAUCGCGAGGGGACUCCGGUACCUCCACGAGGAGUGCCAGAGAAAGAUCAUCCACUACGACAUCAAGGCCGGCAAUGUCCUCCUCGACGGCAGCCUCACGCCCAAGGUGGCCGACUUCGGGCUCGCGAGGCUGGUGAACCGCGCGGACACGCACGUCUCCAUGUCCUGCGUGCGCGGCACCCCAGGGUACACCGCACCGGAGAUGUGGAUGCAGUCAGGCAUCACGGAGAAGUGCGACGUCUACAGCUUCGGCAUGCUCCUGCUCGAGAUCGUCGGCCGGAGGAGGAACUUCGACGAGGCGGUAGACAUCGGCCAACAGUGGUUCCCCAUGGUGGCCUGGACCAAGUACGAGGAAGGCGAGCUGAUGGAGCUCGCGAUGCCGUGCCUGGGCGAUGCCAGCAGUGUUGAUACGGCGGAUGAACCGCAGAUGCGGCUGUGCAGGGAGCUGGCGGAGAGGAUGUGCAAAGUGGCGUUCUGGUGCGUGCAGCAGCAGCCGGAGGCGAGGCCGCCGAUGGGCGUGGUGGUGAAGAUGCUCGAAGGAGAGAUGGACAUUGCUCCGCCGCCGAACCCGUUUCAACAUCUCAUGACGCCCGCGCCGGCGAGGAAUCUGUGGGAGAUAAUGGCAGCCAGCAUAAAUACGGUAUCAGGGUCGACAAAUGGCAUUGUUUCUACGGGUAGCAAUGAGAUCGUCUCUGUUUGAUGCUUGAGUUUUGACAGCUGACUGUAAUACUAGCCGGGUAACGUCAG
Lolium perenne is the source of this 1157-nucleotide messenger RNA. The record is from RefSeq and is a predicted model, not a curated record. NCBI's taxonomy places the organism in Eukaryota, Viridiplantae, Streptophyta, Magnoliopsida, Poales, Poaceae.